Molecule: messenger RNA, 6192 nt
Organism: Achroia grisella
Lineage: Eukaryota; Metazoa; Arthropoda; Insecta; Lepidoptera; Pyralidae
Gene: dia
Product: protein diaphanous
Exons: 25
Coding region: 64-3276 (1070 amino acids)
Biological process (GO): actin filament polymerization; actin cytoskeleton organization
Cellular component (GO): cytoplasm; actin filament
Molecular function (GO): actin binding; microtubule binding; small GTPase binding
Source: RefSeq, a predicted model, not a curated record
AUAGUAUUUCAGUGUGUGAGUGUAGUGAAUAGUGUAUAUACUUUGUGUAGUGUUAGUAUCACAAUGCAAAAGCAGAAUAAUACUCUGCCUCGAGUGAAACGAACAGAAACAUGGAAGAAGAAACGGCUGGACACAUGGUUCGGGAGGCCGAAGAAAACAGGCGGCGGCGGCGUCGAACGCGGCUACGAAACGGUCCCUCGGGGGGCCGACCCGAAGGUCGAGGACGAGGCCGCCGCCGAGUAUACCAGCAAAAUCAAGGCGCUCGAUGACAAUCAUUUAUCCAAAAGAUUUGAGGAGAUGCUUAGCGACAUGAACCUUAGUGAAGAAAAGAAAGCACCUCUCAGAAAAUAUUCAAGAGAUCAGAAACAGAAGAUGUUGAUCGCAUAUAAGUUCGUUAAUGCCCAGGAAGGCAGGUCCAAAUUCGAGAAACCCUCCGACUACUUAGCCUACCUCAGUCAGCCAGAUAUCUCAGUUGGGAAACUGCACAGUUGCCUGGAGAAUCUUCGAAUAGCGCUCACGAACAACCCGCUGUCCUGGAUAGAAGAGUUCGGCACCAAAGGAAUCACAACUCUGCUGACUACCCUUAACUUGUGUUAUGUGCAUGACUCCCGCUACGAUCGAGUACAGUACGAGUGCAUUCGUUGCAUAUCAGCCAUCUUGAACAACACAGUCGGAAUCCGGACUAUGUUCGAAUGCAGAGAAUCUCUACCAGUGCUGGCUAGGAGUUUGGACGCAAAGAAACCCCAUUGUGCCUUAGAGGCGGCUAAGGUUUUAGCCGCCAUUUGUUUUAUCCCCAAUGGCCACGAGAAAGUCCUGGAAGCCAUUACGAUGGCCGGAGAAUCAAAUCAACGACCGAGGUUCCUGCCUAUCGUGGAAGGUCUUCAUCCUAAAGCGCCGGAGAGUUUAAAGAACGGCUGUAUGCAAUUGAUAAAUGCGAUAAUCAUUGAUCCAGAAGAAUUAGAGUUCAGGAUGCAUCUACGCUGCGAGUUUAUGAGGACUGGACUUGUUGAUCUGAUUGAUGAUCUCCGAAAAGGCGCAGAGGGAGCUCGGCAGAUACAGAUAUCCGCGUUUGACAGUCACGCCUCGUCCGACCAAGAAGAGUACUUGGCGAAGUUUGAUGAUGUUAGAGUCGACUUUAACGACACAAAUGACUGCUUUGAGCUGGUGAAGACCUUAGUGAUGGAUACACCUGCUGAGCCUUACCUACUGUCAAUAUUGCAGCAUCUACUUUUCAUCAGAGAUGAUGAACUUAUCAGGCCCGCAUACUACAAGCUGAUAGAAGAAUGCAUCACACAAAUAGUUCUGCACAAGAAUGGUUACGAUCCAGACUUUCGAGCGACACAGCGCUUUAGUAUAGACGUUCAGCCGCUUAUAGAUGGACUUAUAGAAAAAUCAAGAGCAGAAGAAGAACGUAAAAUAGAAGAGUUGACAACAAAGUUGGAAGCGGCAAUUGCAGCUAAGCAAGAAGCAGAAGCACGCGCCGCUCAUCUUGAGGAUCGCCUUAAAGGCGCUCCCGCUGGUGGUCUGCCGCAGUCUACUGUUGCUGCAAUCGCUAAGGUCAUAGGAAGUCCAGGAGGUCCCCCACCACCACCGCCCCCUCCCAUGCCCGGAGGUGGAGGCGGACCUCCCCCGCCGCCGCCGCCCCCGAUGCCUGGUGGGAUGGGCGGCCCCCCUCCGCCCCCUAUGCCGGGCAUGGGAGGCCCCCCGCCGCCCCCCAUGCCAGGUAUGGGGGGACCUCGGCCGCCCCCGCCGCCUGGUGGUUUCAUGGCUCCAAGAAUGCCACAACCAGAUGUUCUACCACAUGGUCUCAAACCGAAAAAGAAGUGGGAGGUGGAAGGUCCCCUUAAAAGGGCAAACUGGAAGACGAUUAUUCCACAGAAAAUGUCAGAGAAGGCUUUCUGGGUCAAGGUACAAGAGGAUAAGUUGGCGUCCCCAGACAUUCUCAGUGGGCUCGCUCAGAAGUUCUCCAGCAAACCUGUGGCUAAGAGAAAAGAGGAUGCUGUUGAAAAAAUGCCAACACUAAAGAAAGUCAAAGAUCUUAAAGUGCUAGACAGUAAAGCAGCUCAGAGUUUAUCCAUAUUACUGGGCGGAUCUCUAAAACAUAUGUCAUACGAACAUAUACGCACGUGCAUAUUGAGGUGUGAUACCAACGUGUUGAACGCAAAUGUACUAGAUCUGUUAAUACAGUAUCUCCCACCAGCGGAUCAACUAAAAAAACUAGCAGAACUGAAAUGUAAAAGCGAAGAGUUGACAGAAGCGGAACAAUUCGCGGCCAUAGUGUCUGAUGUAAAGAGGCUGGUGCCAAGGCUGAGGAGUUUGGCCUUCAGGGAACACUAUUCGGAGAUCAUAUCCGAGGUUAAACCGGAUAUAGUUUCAGGUACGGCGGCGUGUGAAGAGGUGAAAUCGAGUGGGAAGUUUGCAAAAAUUCUAGAACUGUUGCUCCUACUGGGCAACUAUAUGAAUACAGGGUCCAACAACGCGGGCGCGUACGGAUUUGAGAUUAGCUUCUUAACAAAGUUAACAUCAACAAAAGAUCUGGAGAACAAACAGACCCUGCUGCAUUACCUAGUCGAGACGAUCGAGAAUAAGUUCCCUGAUGCGCUCACGUUCGCAGACGAGAUGCCACAUAUUGACAGGGCGGCGAGAGUAUCAAUGGAGAAUCUCCAGAAGGCACUAAAGAAAAUGGAAAACGACAUAAGAGCUCUCGAAACGGAUCUGAACAACUCGAGAGUUCAGCAGUGUCCCGACGAUCUCUUCCAUGAGAGCAUGAGUUCAUUCGCCAAGGAGGCCCGAGAACAAUGUGAUCUGUUACAUUCGAUGUGCCGUAAGAUGGAAGCGUUGUACGGGGAGUUGGCCGAAUACUAUGUAUUCGAUCCACAUAAGUACACACUGGAAGAGUUCUUUUCAGAUAUCAAGACGUUUAAGGACUCCUUUAUGACGGCGCAUCAAGAGAACGUGGUGGGUCGUGAGACGGAGGAGCGAGCUCGACGCGCGAAGGAAGCUCGCGAGGUCGCGGAACGCGAGCGCCGGGACCGACAGCAGCGGUACAAGCAGUUCGUGGACAUGGAGCGCGCGCAAGACGGCGUUAUGGACAGUUUAAUGGAGGCGUUGCAGAGUGGAUCAGCGUUUAGUAGAGAACGGCCGAGGAAGAAGGCAAACCCUCGGGCAGCUGGAGCUGAAAGAAGAGCGCAGCUCAGCCGGUCUAGAUCUCGAUCUGGACUGACGGGGCCGAUUAUUACACGGGAACUAACCAAUGAGCUGCUCAGCAACGCGUGAUGUUUCAAGCUCAUAUCAAGUGAUAUUAGUAGUAUAUUAAUUUAGUUUUAAGUUAAAUGACAAAAGCAAAAUAUUUUACAUUCCAGAGGGCUGUUUCUAAUUGGACGAAGUGAUAAAUAUUUAUGGCAAUUUUAUACAAAUAAACCGGUUUAUUUAUUGUGAGUUAUAUACCACCGUCAUAAAAUCUUAAAUCGAGCAUCUAAUACACCGUCGAACAUCUUUCGAACUAUUUUUUUAAUUUGAAAGAAAGUGACAAAAAAUAACGUAAUGUGUAGAUAAGACGGCUGGUUAGGUUUUUAAUUAUUAUGAAGUAUAGGGCUAAUAUAGCUUAGGACGGCUGUCUAUUGGUGUAUUCUUUCUUGCAUUCAUAUUUAGAAAGCACUUGUAUGUACAUUUUAAAACUAAUUCUCUGUUUAUAUCCACUACCACUUUUCUCUCCCCUCUACCUGAAUUCAGAAAUUAUGUAAUAGUGUUGAGUGCAUUCCGUAUUAUCUUUUAGGAAUUAUACGUAUAUUGCCUUUACAUAGUAUGAAACAAAGUCGUCUCCGCUGAUCGGUUAUAUCUUUUCAAUUACGCAUCGUAUUUUAAUGCUAUUUUGAUUAAUAGAUAAAGUGUAUUAAUAUAUAUAAAUAGUGAUUCAAGAGGAUGGUUUAUAUGUUAUAAUACAUGUAUAUUAUAGAACAAGUCGAAAUAUGCAAAGAUUUGUAACGCAUCCGUGCGAAGCCGUCUCGGCUCGCUAGUAAUAAAUAAAAUAUAUAUUUUUCUAAUAUUCGAUGUAAUGUUAGAAUGAAAGCAAGGGUAUAUUUUUAUAGCUUUGUUUAUUUGCACUUCGUUGUGUUUGAUAGAAACUGUUUGAAUUUAACGUACUCUGUACUGUACUCAUUUGUAAAUUGAAAAUGACAAAAAAAAUAUUAUAAAUGUAGAUUUCCAUUUAAUUAUGCACUAGUAACAUAAAACAUUCCAGUAAUUGACUCAUCAUUCCUUUCAUUGUUUUUUUAGUUUCGCUGACCUUAUAUGUAAUGUCAUAUCAAUGACUGUAAUGGUUUGAGCAUUAAGUAUACUUGUUAAGGAGAAAGAAUCGCAGGUUCGAUUCGUAUGUCGAGAUGAUAUUGUAGAUUUUGAUAUCGUUAUAUAAUUCAUACGCACCCAUAUUUAAAAGAAAUUUUAGUGACUUAAUGUAACGAAAUGUCACAAAUAAAGAGUAAACAAGAUGUCCAGUAUUGUGAUUUUUAAGACGUGAAGGAUAUCAAGGAAUAUAUAUACUUAGCAGUAUAAAUACGGGUCCAUUGCCUUAUGGAAUGAAUAACAAUAAUAAACGAUCACUAAAUAUACAGUCUACGAGUUGCCAUAAAGAAGAGUAGCAAAAAAUAAUCUCUUGUAUUAUAAAUGCAGUCAAACCUGAAUAAUUUUGAUACAUAUAUGUAUAUUUGCAGAAGACUACUUAAAGAAUCGUUGCCUUAUAUUUAUAAACAUGCCUACAAGCAAUGCUGUGAAAUAAAAAUAAAAAACAAGUGCAAACGCAAUCAAAAUCAAAACAAUAUUGAUUGUGUAUAAUUGAGCUCUUAAUUAUUAAAUUUGUACUAUAUUCGAGGUAACAGUUACUACGCUUUUUUAUAUACAUUUUAUCAAUGGUUCAGCAAGCAAGAUUUUCCUGAUACAUUUGAUAUAUAAUAAAGUAAUAUAAACUAUUGUAAAAGUGAAUAAAUUUUUCAGUAAGGUAGCAGCAUUGAGCCUUAUUUUGUUAUAGAUAAUACGCUUUAAAGUAAUUUGGACCUAAUUGUAGUAAGGCUGUAUGUGUUUAAUGCUAUUUGUAACCAUAUGGCGGUUGAUGUUCAUAAUCGUCUUCCAUAUUUUAAUGAAGAGUUUUUAAAAUACUGUUUUUGUUUUUAGUGUAAUGUCACAUUACUUCUAUGUAACUAAUUUAUAAUAUUUUAUUUUACAAUAUGUUUUAACAGAUUUCAAAGUUACGACACGUAUUUUGAACUUUAACAUGUUGCAAUACAGUUCAUAAUUAAUUCAACAAUUUUAAACAUUAGCUGUACUUCAAUUAUUCCAUGGUGUUGUGUGAUAAAGUACAUCACAAAUAAGAACAUAUAAUAAUGUAAAAGCUUUGUUAUUUUAGUUAAUUCAUUUAAGUGUUAAUGAAAGUGCGAGUCCAUCCAUAUAGAAAUUAUGUAUAUUAUAAAUUUUAUUAAUGCAGAGGCACUAAUUUGAUAUGUUCCAGUAGAAUAUAUAAAAAUAAAAGAAAAUCUUACUUCACAGACUUAUCAAUAAACAUAAUGCUUUCCUUUCGUAAUGCUCGUUAUAAACUAAAAUAGAGACUAACCAGUCUCCUAAUCUUACUAGGGAUAGCUAUUUAAAAAAGUAUUUUUUAUCUAUGGAUUGAUAUUAGUAAACCGAAUUUUAAACUGGAUCCAUUAUAUCUAUGGUCACUAUGGAAGCCCAUAGACUUAUUUUACAUUUUUUACAACAUACAUAUGAUCGUUAUGAAAAUAAUAAUACAUGUACAAUGAAACAUACAUGUAUGACAAAAUAAUACUUCUAGAUAUAUGUUAUUAGGUGAAUGAAGUGCUCUCAAAGAAUAUAUAAAUUUAAUUUCCCCAAUAAAAAGACUGUUACAUGUCGUAAUGUUGAUGUUUUAUUCAAAAUUAGUAGUAAAUAUUUUGCUAACAUUAAUUUGAUUCGCAUUUUGCGCAUUAUGGUAGCCUUUGUACGUCGAAGUAUAAAGAUUUUUUUUAUGUAUAUAAUAACAUUCUGAUAGUUCUGAUAAUAUGUAAAAAGGUUAUUAUUUAGUUGUAAUUAUUAUUGUAAUUUCAAAAAGAUGUAAGUAUAUGUAAUUUUUUAGAUUGUUUUUAACAACCACUUAAUUUAGUUUUAUAUAGUUAAUCAUCAUAAAGUAGAAUAACGCUAUUAUUA